ACUUUAGCAAAACAAUUCUAUCCAGUAGUUCGCGAACUGUUCUACUGUGUAUAUCGUGUGCCGGAAAUUGUAACAGUUCUCUUCAUAUGAUUAGUGUGUUAAUGAUCUAAGCUGGUGAGACGAAAGAGCGUUUAAAUAAUAAGAAAAAGUAUAAUUAAAAUCCAGAAAAUAAAAUAAAAUAAACAAACGGGACGUAAGAAAAAUCCUAACGAAAGACGAAUAAUAAAAAAAUUCACGAAAGAAUUUUUUUGUGUACACAAAAUACAACAGGCACGCACUUUCAUCCUGAACAACAAGUUAUGAUUCAUCUUUAAUUGUUGAAAUUAAAAUAAAGUGUUGCUUGAAUCAAGAAUUCAGUUCCUGGUGAAAAGAGACCGUACAUAAAAGAUCCUCUCGAUAUAUCGAAUAAAAUCGAAGCCCAAAGACAACAACAACAGCCAAAAUGAAGAUGUUUGCAAUUGUAAAUGUCAUGUUGCUCAUGGUGUUGAGCGUCAGCUAUACAGCUAUGGCAUCAACACUACUGGAUAAAAUAAAAGACGAUCCAGAUCUGUCACAGUUCUACGAAUUGAUCGAACGGAAUAAAAUAGCGAUGUCAAAUUUGCAGUUGCGUUCUCUCACAAUAUUUGCUCCAACCAAUGAAGCCUUCCAAAAGCAUAACGACAACAUUCAAGUUCAGUACCACAUGUCGACAACGGCCGUAACGUUGGAGCACUUGGGAACGACAAUAACAUCCGACUUUGAUGGAACACCACCGCUGUAUAUAACAAAAACGCGAAAAAACAACCAGGACUACAUUUAUGUGAACAACGCUUUAGUAUUACGAUCUCGUUCAAAUAUCCAAAUGGUGAACGAAAAUGGUAAAAGACAGGUUCUUCAUGUGAUUGAUGAUAUACUGACACCACUAAUGGCAAAUUCGGCCUCAUCAAACGAUAUAAAUAAUCCUGAUGCUUUUCAAUUCUUAAGCUAUUCGGAUAUCUUGGAUAUUGGUGGUCAACGAAUUCGGUCUUAUCGUCAACGAGUAAUUGCCAAUACUAAAGAGGUAGUUUAUCAAGCGAACGGUGGUUUUACUUUCUUCAUUCCAGUAGAAGAAGGCUUUAAGCCUCAUCCACGCCCAGAUCUCAUUGAUAAGAAAGUAAUUGAUGGACAUAUCAUUCCAAACCGUGUUGUGUUCACUAAAUCAGCACCCAUCGAACAACCAUUUGAAACACUUGCUUUCGAAGAUAAUAUCAAAGUAACCGUUACGUUCUUUACUCAGGGCGAAGGAAAAAAUAUGAAAACUUAUGUGAAAUCAAAUACGGUUGUUGGAGACUCAAAGCACUCAACAGGUGUAGUAUUAGCUGAAAUCGUACGAGCAAAUAUACCCGUGAAAAAUGGCGUCGUUCAUUUAAUUCAUCGUCCGUUAAUGGUUGUUGACACAACUGUCAAGCAAUUCCUUGAGUCGUUCAAGAUCGUCAAUGAAAAGGAAGACGGUCCGCUUUUCAAAUUCUAUGAAGUAAUUAUGGAUGUUGGCGGUGAAUUCAUGCAAACAGUCAAUUCAAUGAAAGAAAUUACACUAUUCGCACCAAGCAACGAAGCUUGGAGCGAUCCAAUGGUACAGAAUAUCAUUAGAGACCGAAACCGAAUGCGAGAUAUUCUUAACUUGCAUCUUGUCCGCGACCGCUUGAAUACCGAACGUAUUCGUCAGGGAAAUCUUCAAAGCAUUCUCCAAGUUCCGACUGCAGUGGAUCGACGAAAUUUAUAUUUCAACGUUAUUACGAAUCGUGAGGGCAAUCAAACCGUCACAGUCGAAGGUGCUGGCGUAAAUGCGACACUAAUUCAAGCUGAUAUUGCACAGAUGAAUGGUUAUGUACACAUUAUCGAUCGAGUUUUAGGAGUUCCAUUUGCUACAGUAUACGAUAAACUUCGCACCGAUCCAAUGUUGAAUUCAACAUACAUCAUGGGCCGAAAUGCAGACUUUAAUUCGCAGUUGAAUGACACGAAACGACGAUUUACCUAUUUCGUACCCAGAGACUGGGCAUGGCAACAAACCGAAAUCGAAUUCCCAUCAACGCAUAAAAAGCUAUUUAUGCCAGAGUUCUAUUAUCAUGCUCGCUUGGUUUUGGAAAGACAUUUAGUGAUUUCGGACAAAGCUUUCACUAUGGCUGAUCUUCGAAAUAUGGGCAACGAUUCGAUAGUUUUACCAACGAUUCGAGACGCACUCACCAUACGAGUUAGAGAAGAUGGAAAACGCUAUUCUAUUCAGUGGAAUCAUCGAAAUAUACCAGUCUUUCGGCCAGAUGUCGAAUGUACAAAUGGAAUUAUUCAUGUUAUUGACCAUCCAUUUUUGGUCGAUAGUGACAUACGUGUAACAGCUGGAAGCAGCCAACCAUUUGAUGGAAUUCGAACAACAGCAAUUUUACUUGUUGCAAACAUCGUAAUGCUAAUAGUUGCAAAGAAUUUGGUGUAAGCAAAAUCAGGCGUAAGAAUCGUAUAGCGUAAAUAAACAAAAAAAAACCAAUAACAACAACAUGAAGAAGAAGGAGAACAGCAACCACAACCAACUAAAAGAUAAUUAAAUGAAGACAGAAACAAAGUAGAACACUGAAAAUGUAAGAAACAAAAAAAAUAUAUGAUUAACGACAAAAAAAAUUGCAAUCACAAUACAAAAGAAAAAAGAAGAAAUGUGUCAAUAAACAGAAACUGCACACUUUUCAUUUCUAUUCGGUCGUUGGCGAUAAUAUUUGAAUCAAUGGAAUUCCAUUUUAAUUUUAAAUGUCUUAUGACAAAUUUUUAAUUUUUUUUUUAAAGAAAAUGUAAAAAAACCAGCUCGAAUUUUGAUAUUCAUUUGAAGCAUAUACAUAUUUCAAUAGAUCAUAAUAGUGCUUUCUGUUACGGCAUACUGAUAGAAUUCCACAGAGAAUAAACUAUGAAUCAAACUCUAUAAAUAGUAUCGAAUGGCUUCGUUAAAUUGAAUUGCAGCAGAUCUUUUCAUACUAUAUGUCUGUGUAUUAUAUAUCCGUAGUGUUUCAUUUAAAAUUGACCACUUUAUAAAACAGUUGAAAUAGCUCUAACCAAAUGGUUUAUUGAAUCAGAUCUCAAUCCAAAUAGCUUAUGUUGACGAAUGCUGUUCGGUUGCGAAUACAAAAUUCAAUUGGAAUGGUUUUCGGCUGAAAGAAGAUGAGAAGAAAAAAAAACUCAAAUAUAACAAAAAACCGCAAACUUAAAGGUAUAUUACCAUUAUUUUGCUUAUCAUAUUUUCCUAGAUUUAUUCAUUCGAUUUAAAAUAAGAUUUAAUUGUAAUUCUGUUCACUGUUCACAUUCAAAAUCCAGAAUUUUUACCGUGCUCAGUCGUGUGUACAUGCGCUCGCGUCGUCUACAUUCAUAAACUUCAAUAAAAUAUUCCCAUUUGAAAUGAAUGAAAUGUUUCAGUUUUUUUUUUUUGUUUCAAUCCUUUUCUCUCUAUCUGCUCAUUCGUUGAUUCAUUCUCUCAUUCCACUGCAUCAUCAAACACGUCUGUCGUGUUUUGCAAAGAAUGGGACAAGUCACACGAUGACGUCGAGAGAGUCGAAACGAAGAUGAUGAAACAGAUCAUCGCAAAAUGGCAAUAAAGCAUCGAGUGGGUUAACGUCAUAAAUUAAAUAACAUAAAUCUAGAAUUUCUCUCUCGAGCAAUUGCGUGCAUCGAAUGCAUGAUGGUGGUGAUUUUCAGUGCGUAAUGUUCAAUGUAUGUUUUUAUUGUUGCACACGACCGAUUUUCUAGUAUACACUUAUAAACUUCAUUCAAUCUAAUUCAUGUGAUUUGUAUGGUAUGCUUUGUGUUUUGGAAUGUUUCCGAAUGAAAAUUUUGUAAAGUGUCACAAAACUGUGUAACAGCAGCAACAACAGCGAUGCCAUCGGAUUUGUAUUGCCCACAGUGAUACGGCAGACCAAUGUUAUUGUUUUUUUUUCCUCCCUAUCUAUCUCUCUUGUUACUUCGACAAAUGUUACAUUUAAAUGUAGCACUCUGUCCACCACCCAUAAACAUUCAAUAGAAAUGUUCUACCAUUUACAUUUGUAUGAAGCUGUAAAACACUUGCCGAAAAUAUUAUCAUGUUCAAUUUUCAAAUUUAAUGUAUUCAUGAUCUAUUGCUAUAGUUUUACAAAAUGAAAUAUCUCCCUGUGUCUCUCUCUCUGAAUACAUUUGUAUGGGACAGCAAAACCAAUUCAGUUGGAUAACUUGUAAAUGAAUUGCCGAAAUAUUAUGAACAAAAACCGAUCGAAUCAAAACUGAAAUGAAUCCUAUAAAAUACAUGACGUUUUUUAUGCUCUCAAAAUCCGUACACAACAUCAUAAUAUUCAAUAAAUGUGAGAAAAUGGAAUUUUGGUAUGCUCCUUAUUUGUACACACACUAUAUCUGUGCUGUUUGCUGGGAUAUGUGAACGAUACUGCAAUUUUUUUUUGAAGCCAAACGAUUCGGAUACGCGUGAUUGUAAAACAGUAAAGCACUUUAUUGAACCAAUAUCGACUAACUUAAUGAAUAUCAAAAUUCGAAUGCAAUUUUAAGUUGACAUUUUAUUGAAAAUGUUGUAUCCAGUCGGUAUGUUCCAUUAAAAUAAUAUAUUUAAU
Messenger RNA from Contarinia nasturtii (swede midge), 4583 nucleotides. RefSeq names its product fasciclin-1 (gene Fas1). Gene Ontology annotation, cellular component: extracellular matrix. Lineage: Eukaryota; Metazoa; Arthropoda; Insecta; Diptera; Cecidomyiidae. The transcript is spliced from 16 exons. The coding region runs from base 443 to 2446 and encodes 667 amino acids. Gene Ontology annotation, biological process: extracellular matrix organization; cell adhesion. Gene Ontology annotation, molecular function: cell adhesion molecule binding. The record is from RefSeq and is a predicted model, not a curated record.